GUUGUUGUUUGGUUUGGUUAGUUUUAGUUGGUUAGUUGGAAUCUCAGGACGGCGGACUACGGAGAAACGGUAAACGGUAAUCGCGUUGUCCGGCAAAAAAGAAACACGCGCGCGCGUACUCUUCUUUCACUUUUUUUUUCUCUCAGUGCAAAUGCAGGUCAGCAAAAGCUUCUCGAGCCUGAAUAAAAGAGAGUUGGUGAGAGAAGCAGUGAGAGAGAGCGAGAAAGUCGAAUGUAAGAGAGACUGGUGCAUUAUUAUGUGAGUGAGUGAAAGCGCGAAACAAGGAGGAUCUGCAGAAAAACAACAACAAGAAGAAGUGAGCAGGGACAAAAAAGAGCUUUGGUGGAAAACUAGUGAAAAGUAGUGGCAACAUUAACUACAUGAACAUUCGUGUACACAUACACACACACACACAUGAUCGCCGGGCUAUAACUAUUAACCGUUGAAUGUUAAAAAAGUUAUAUUGCGCUUAGACUAGUAACAUUUGAAAUGCAAAUGUCGACAGCUCGCAGCAUCUGUAACAAAACGAAGAAGAACAACAACAACGAACAGAAGAGCAACAAUAGCAGGAGAAUCCGCCAUUGAAGAAGCACUCGGAAGAAUCGUCAGCUAGAGAAGAGACAAUAUCAGCACUGUGCCUUCUCAGCAAAAUCGGGAAAUUAAGAAAACCUGCUGACAAAACACAUUUCUCAAAUGGAGACUAAGAAUCCGCCGCCGGUGACAAGUAGCUAUCACCACCAGCGGGCGCCGCGCACACCAGAGUCGUACUUCAAUGUUCCGGAGUCGGUGGCUCUGUUGAACAUCGUCAAGUCAGAACGCAUUCAAAGUGCCUUUCAGUCGAACCGGAAGAACCAUGCCAGCGUUUGGGAGAUGGUCGCCGAGGUGCUUAAUCGAUUUAGUGCCCGAAAGCGGACGGCAAAGCAGUGCUGCAAUCGGUACGAGAAUCUCAAGAAGAUCUACACUCAACUAAAGAAGAACCCAGAACGUCAUGUGCGCCGAAAUUGGCCGUACAUGUUCCUCUUCAAGGAGAUCGAGGAGCAGCGCGGCGAGUGCUGGGGAUCAAAUGGCAAGCGCCUAGCUCUCAUCUCUAAGAACCACAACGAGCUAUCCUACUACCAGCGCCGGCGGCAAGCUGCCGAACUGGGAGUGCUGCUCAACAAGGACAAUCUCACCCCGCACCAGCACAGCCUAUUGCAGAGCCUCAGUCAGAGUCAGAAUCACUCGCACGCCCACUCCACAGACUCCUCGCAAAGCGGUUGCAAGCUGGAACGCUUCCUGCCCAAUCACUUUGUAGAGGCACAGCUGAACGAGGCGAACUGCUCGGUCGGUGGGUCCGGAUCUGGCGUAACCGGUGGUGUAACUGGCCUUUCCGGUGGCGUCUUCGACGAGAAUCCACUCCAAAUGCAGGUGGUGCAAGCAGCCGCCGCUGCCGCCGCCGUGGCUGCACAUAAACGACAUGAGCUCCAAAUGGCCAGUGUCAGUAGUGUUCAGAUGGCGCCCGAGGACGAAGAUGAGGACGAGCCCCAGCAAACAGCAUUUAAAAACCAUAUCCAUGGCCUGAGUCAUAACCACGCCCUAGGCUUGUCCCACAAUCCAAUGGAUGAUCCAAGCGAGGCACCCGACUUCGAAAAGGAUUGCAAUGGAGCGCUUAACAUGCACCACCAGAACAACAACCACCAUGACAAUAACAUAUCCAUGAAGUCGGAGCCACUUUCUGAGGGCGAGUUCAAUCCGGACGACAUCCAGCUGAUGCAGACAAACUAUAAUGGGUCACAAAACUUCUAUUCGCCGGGCCUUGAUCCAAAUAUUCUGCACCCAGACGUGAUCGUCGACACGGACAACUUAUCCGACUGUUCCUCGUCCACCACGCUGAAGAAGAAACGCAAGAUGUCCACCUCCACCGAUGGCGAUAGCACCAACUAUGAGCUGAUUGAGUAUUUGAAGAGACGCGAGAAGCGCGAUGAGGAGUUUCUCAAGCGGAUGGAUGCACGAGAGGACCGGUUAAUGAAUCUUCUGGAGCGAACGGUGGUGGCCAUUGAAACGCUGGCCGUAAGACGGCCAACGGCAGCUAGUCCCUUUUCUCCGCCACCAGAAGCUCAAUUCGUAGCCCCACCAUCAUCGCAAAUCAAUUCCGCGGAUCAACCCACCGGUUCGGAACGCAAUGGUAUUCUGUCAGCAGCCAGCAGCAACAGCAGUUCCAUUCCCGUAGGGGAUAAGAGCUGCGCCAUUGACGUGCCUGAUGAUGGUGACGAUCCUAAGAGCAAGAACAAGGCCGACGUCGCUCAAAAAACUGGAGAAGAAGACCGACAUGAUUCUAGGCAGACGUAGAAUACAACACAACCCACUACUUAAACAUAAAGUCGCUCAUUAGUUCUACUUAAGACUUCUACCUAUAAUCCCUCCCUACCACCACUCCUGCCUGGAUGGCGGAAGAGGACACUCAGUGCCAAAGAAGAGCCAAGUCUCGAAUUUUUAUUGAGAUUGCCAUUUUUACUUAGAGAGCCUAAUGACAAUGCUUAGCGGACAAUAGAAACUUAAUGAAACGUUAAGCACCGCAAUUUUUGUUGCAGCAUUACCUUUAAUUCUUUAAAUUAGCUUUUAGUUAGCCGGAAUCCCACCUACGGAUGCCAAAUGAAUCUCAACACAGCAGGAUUCACACCGCUACGAUAAUCUAGUUCGAGCUGUAACGGGGCUCAAAUGCAUUUGUGCGAUAACUUAAGCACAAUCAUUUCUUUUUUUUUUCUUAAUCUAGAUGAAUAGAUGUACGAUUAAAAAAAACAAGCGUGGUUUAUUUUACAGAGGGUUAAACUUAAAACUAAAUGUAAGCGUGCUCUGGUCUUUACUUUGUCACUCUCUAACCAAUUAGAUGAACAUCAAGGUGAAAUUGUUUGAGAAAUACAGUGGACGCCUUUUAACUACCGUAAAA
Molecule: messenger RNA, 2926 nt
Organism: Drosophila eugracilis
Lineage: Eukaryota; Metazoa; Arthropoda; Insecta; Diptera; Drosophilidae
Gene: meso18E
Exons: 5
Coding region: 694-2328 (544 amino acids)
Source: RefSeq, a predicted model, not a curated record